CAGGAAACUUGUUGCGAGUUGGCCCGCGGCGUUACGGUUAGCCGAGCGGCUAAGCUAGCUAAUGCCCAGCCGUCCGCCAGCAGCUGUCCCGCUGUCUUAACGAGGGAGCCUCCCGAUCCGUCCGCGUACCCGCUUACAGGGGGGGGGGGCGGCCAGCGACUUCCAAAUAUGCGCCCGGCGAUUUCGUAAUAUUUCGCGGAUAUCUUUCGGAGGUAUUGUCGCCGAAGGUCUCUCAAGCUCCCUAUCUAAGGUCCGGAAAAGCGGACGUGGAACACGGCCAUGGAUCCAGAACGACUGAAACGAAGAGAGGAGAUCCAGAAAGCAAUGGGCUUUAUCCAGUCAUCGUUGCCAUUCCCUGAACCAGAGAGUUAUGAGGCCUUCCUAACCCAGCUGGUGGUUAACUUGCUGGAUGAGGGAAACACAGUGUUCCGGGAUGGCGAGUGGCAUCAGGCAACGCAGCAUUAUGGAGAAGGGAUCAGCGUGGCUCGCUACGCCCAGGCAGAGGCUCUUGCCAUCCCUCCAGAGCUCUUGGAGAGCCUCUAUGUCAACAGAGCUGCUGCUCACUACAACAUGAGGGAGUAUGAGCGGGGCAUGCAGGACUGUGACAGCGCGCUGUGCGUGUCUGAAGGCAGUCGAAGGGCCCUGUACCGCAAGGCCCUCUGUCUGAGGGAGAUGGGACGCCUCAGGGAGGCCUACGAGUGUGGCACCAGAUGUCUGCUCACUGCACCGCACGACAGGCAGGUGAGUGACCUGGCCCAGGAGUUGGCCAACAAACUUGGCCUGAAGGUGCGGAAGGCCUACAUCAGCCCACAAGCUGAGUCUACAGCCACAGGAGGGGAGAGUCAUGGAGAGCCUUCCCCAUCCACGGGAGAGUCCUCCUCAAACGGGCUGGAAUCGUUAAGUGACAUGGGUCCAGCGGACCAUUCCAACGCCCAGUGUAUCCCCGCUCCCCUGGCCACGCCCAUCCCCGUCAGCGACGACCCCUCAACCCCUGUUGUGACGCCGUGCGCCGACCUAUCAGAGAGCCCCAGCAGUCAAGGCCUGCCCCCGAUGCCCUACUCUGUCCCUGUGUCGGAGCACAUGGACGAGUGUGGCAGUAGUGUCAUCAAAGAUGACUUGGACAGCCUCCUUGACUGUAUCCCCAAGAAAGUCAGUGAGAGUCCAGUACAGGGUGCCAUCCCCACCAACCUCCCCAACACAGCAGUGGGUCUUCGACCUCCAUACUCCCCAGGCCUGCCUGCACCUUCCCCCCAGCUACCCCCUGCCUAUUUCAGCUCUUCCAUCAGUGAGAUGCCUCCUCUGGAGCCCUACCCUCAGCUGGUCCAGAGGGAUCAGGGCUCCUCCACCCAGGCGCGGGACGCACUGGGUGCCUACUCCCCGGGGCCUGGGGUUGGGGACGGGGAGGGGCAAGGGGGAGUUGGUUGUGGUAUGAGCUCCGGCGGGCUGGAUUCUUUGUCAGAGUACACGCUACCUGGGGGACGAAUAUCUCACAGCUUUAUCCCAGGGAUACGCAACCACAGCUCUUCACACACAAACGGCCCAACGGGAACCAACCUCUCCCUGCUCUCCAGGAACCCUCUGGCAGCUACACACGAGUUCCGUCAGGCCUGCCAUGCCUGUUAUAGUCGUAUAGGUCCCCGAGUGAUGGACUAUCAGUACCAGCCAGAGGCAGCCCACCGCUGUAAGAGAGACGUGCUCCUUUGCCGUCUUAAAAACUCUGAUGACCCCACCUGGAAGAGGGUCCGACCCCGACCCGCACGAAACAACUUCUUAGGGGCGUUUGUCCUCUGUAAAGAGGUGCAGGAGCGACAGGAAUGCCAGUAUGGGGAGAAUUGUACAUUCGCGUACUGCCAGGAGGAGAUCGACGUGUGGACGCAGGAGAGGAAGGGCGCCCUGAGCAGGGAGCUGCUCUUUGACCCACUGGGCAGCACGGAGAGACGGGCCCUCAGCGUCACCCGGCUCCUGCAGCUCCACAUGGGCAUGUUCAUGUUCCUCUGUGAGGAAUGUUUUGACAGUAAACCUCGCAUAAUCAGCAAACGCAGCAAAGAGAACUUGGCUGUGUGUUCAAACCUCACGGCCAGACACCCGUUUGAUGAUAACAAGUGCCUAGUGCACGUGGUGAGGUCGGCUAACGUGCGCUACAGCAAGGUGCGACCCCUGCACCCCCUGUGCCAGUUUGACGUGUGUCGCCACGAAGUGCGCUACGGCUGCCAGCGGGAGGACAGCUGCUCCUUCGCCCACUCCAUCAUAGAACUCAAGUGCUGGGUCCUGCAGCAAGACACAGGUAUCACCCACGAGGAGAUGGUGCAGGAGUCCAAGAGGCACUGGCACAGGCUGGAACAGAACGCCCAGAAACAGCAAAAGUCUAUGCACAUCCCCCACCAGAGCAGCGGCAUUGGUACAGGAGGACUGGGCGGAGGAGGGGGGAUUGGUGGGGGAGGAGGGGGAGGAGACAGUAUUGGGGGAAGUGGCGUCAGCCCAGUUGGGGCAGGGGCGGGGAGGGGACGAGGCCUGAACCUGAAGAUGAAGUUCGUGUGUGGCCAGUGCUGGAGAGAUGGACAGGUCAACGAGCCAGACAAAAACCUCAAGUACUGCACUGCUAAAGCGCGGCACAGCUGGACUAAGGAGCGACGGGUCCUGCUGGUGAAAUCCUUUGAGAAGAAGAAGUGGGUAGUGGUUCGACCUUUACCCUUCUCCCGAACCUACCCUCAGCAAUAUGACAUGUGUGUUCACGUGAUGAAACAGAAGAAGUGCCACUAUAUUGGGAACUGCUCGUUCGCCCACAGUCUGGAGGAGAGAGAUGUGUGGACAUACAUGAAGAAUAACAGCUUGAGGGACAUGCAGCAGAUGUACGACAUGUGGCUGCAGCUCACCAAUCAGAACAGGCGUACAGACGGCUCCCUCAUGACCCCGCCCCCGGAGGAGAAACAGGUCACCAUGACAGCAGAUUAUUCAGACAGCAUGGGAGGUCAGCAUUUGUCAGAUGGAGAUGACCUCUGAGGGUUGCUGUGUUGAGAGGUACAUCGGCCGGCCUCUGCAGAUCUCCAGAGAGAGAGAGAGAGAGAGAGAGAGAAAUGAGGGAGACGGACCUACCACACCACCUUCUAAAGUACACACUGUCAUUAUCUCGUGCCAGUCUGAAAAUGUCCAGCAUCCAUCUAGCCAGCAUUAAGUGGGAAGACGAGUGGCCCCCAGGACACAAGACUGGCAAACACCUUCACCACACACACAGACACACACACACACACACACACACACACCAAAUCACAGGCACCAAUUUGUGUAGAGGGAGAGUCGUAUUAGCUCAAACAGAGAUUACCUUCAGUGUUUUCUUUUCCUUCCGCUCGGCGUUUGACCUUCUCAUCCUGUCCUGCUGAUGAGCAGCCCCUGAAACCCACCACCAGGCCGGCAGCCCCCUCGCUUGUCCAGGUUAGAAGAGCCGCUUUUGUACCGAGUCCCCCCAACUGUUUCAGCGGACUUAGACUGAGUCCAGUCAGCACAUCCUCCUCUCUUUUUUCCUUCUUUUGUUUUUUUUAUUUUUAAAGCUAGGAUCCCUUCAUACCUGUGGG
Lampris incognitus (smalleye Pacific opah) is the source of this 3569-nucleotide messenger RNA. RefSeq names its product zinc finger CCCH-type containing 7Bb (gene zc3h7bb). The transcript is spliced from 21 exons. The record is from RefSeq and is a predicted model, not a curated record. Lineage: Eukaryota; Metazoa; Chordata; Actinopteri; Lampriformes; Lampridae. The coding region runs from base 280 to 3000 and encodes 906 amino acids. Gene Ontology annotation, molecular function: miRNA binding; metal ion binding; protein binding. Gene Ontology annotation, biological process: miRNA processing.